CGACGCCCCCCUCCCCACCCCCUCCUCUCCAACGCCGGCGGGCGGCGGCGCGCCAUGGAGCAGGAGCAGGCGACGUCGGUGGAGGUGGAUUCCAUCCUCUUCGGCUUCUACACCGACGACGAGGUCCGGCGGCUCAGCGUCAAGCGGCUCACCAGGUCCGAGCGCCUCGACGCCAAGAUGUGCCCCGUGCCCGGCGGCCUGCUCGACCCCGCCAUGGGCCCCGUCAACGCCAACGACACCUGCAAGACCUGCGCGCAGCAGCCCGGCAACUGCCCGGGCCACUUCGGCCACAUCGAGCUCUCCAAGCCGCUCUUCAACCCGCUGCUCUUCGACACCCUCCGGGACCUCCUCCGCUCCACCUGCUUCACCUGCCGCAAGUUCCGCCUCAGCGCCCAGCUGGUCGACAGGUACGCCCGUGAGCUUGAGCUGCUGGCGAGGGGCGAUGUUGUCCAGGCCAAGAACUUGCAAGAUUCCGCUGUUUCGGAGGAAAGCGUUGAAAUGGACGAGGACGGUUCGGUUGAUAAACCGGCGCCCCCUUCUGACCGAGGGAACAAAAUCUGGACAUCCAUCCAGUUGAAAGAGGCCCAUUCUAUCUUCUCCAAGCUGAUGAAAAAGCGGGUGAACAAGUGUGCAAACUGUGGCAUGAAGAACCCGCCCAUCAAAUGCCAGAUAUAUGGUUGGCUCACCAUUCAGGGUACAGAUGGUUCUGCUGUAAGAAGAAAAGCAAUCACCGAUUAUAAUCUUGAAGGAGAUGGCCAUAUUUCCAACCCAAAUGGAACUGGUGUUUCUGGUCUUAUGGAUGAUAGAGUUAAAGCAUCAAGCAAUCAAACAAAAGACCUUUCUGAUGAUAGGCCUCUCUUGGCUACAGAGGUUGAAUCUAUUCUCAAAGACCUGUGGGAAAAGGAAGCCAGGUUCUGCAUGUUACUAUGCGACUUUCAGCAGAAUUUAUGUGUAUCAGAAAAGAGGAGGGGCUAUGAGAUGUUUUUCUUGAAGAGUAUGCUUGUGCCACCAAAUAGAUUCCGUCCCUCAACUAACUCUAGCCUUGGAAUUAUGGAACAUCCACAAAAUGUUAUGCUAAGUAAAGUGCAAGAGGCCAAUCUUGCGCUACAGCAUGACAAUCCUAAUCACAUGGAUAUUCUUACAAGAUGGAGGGAUCUGCAAACAAGUGUAAAUUUAUUUUACGAUAGUAGUAAAGGCCUUGUAAAAAGCGAUAAAGAUGGUCAUGGUGUACGGCAAUUGGUGGAUAAGAAAACCGGGAUUGUUCGACAGAAAAUAAUGGGCAAAAGAGUUAAUCAUUCCUGCCGGACAGUUAUAUCUCCGGAUCCGUUUUUGGCUGUUAACGAAAUUGGCAUUCCUCCUGCUGCUGCUUCAAAGCUGACUUAUCCUGAGAAAGUGACGCCCUGGAAUGCCAAAAAUCUGCGAGGAGCUAUACGUAAUGGCGCCGAAAUUCAUCCUGGCGCGACACACUACAAGGUUAACAAUAACCUGUAUAAAUUACAGGCUGACCAUUCCAAACGUCAUCCCACUGCUAAGACGUUGCUUGCUUCUAGAGGAUCAAUUUCUCAACCAGGGAAGGACCCUAGAUGUGAAUUUGAAAGCAAAGUUGUAUAUCGACAUAUUCAAGAUGGUGACAUUGUACUGGUCAACAGACAGCCUACUCUUCACAAGCCCAGCAUGAUGGCCCAUGUUGUUCGUGUGUUGCCUGGAGAGAAGACAAUUCGAAUGCACUAUGCCAAUUGCAGUACAUACAAUGCCGAUUUUGAUGGGGAUGAAAUGAAUGUGCACUUCCCGCAAGAUGAAAUAUCUCGGGCUGAGGCCAUCAACAUUGUUGAUGCAAAUAAGCAGUACAUUGGUCCAAGGAGUGGGGAGGCUGUCAGAGGUCUCAUUCAGGACCACAUUGUUGGUGCUGUUCUCCUGACAAAAGUGGACACAUUCUUGAGCCGUGAGGAAUACAGUCAGCUUGUCUAUGGGUCUUGUGUGUCCUCAACUCGUGGUCCUUGUCAAUCUGGUAAAAGGGUAUCCAUUGUGAAUGAUGAUGACACAUUGGAACUUCUUCCUCCAGCUUUUGUGAAGCCAGAGCGGUGGACGGGAAAACAGGUCAUAACAACCAUCUUGAACCAUUUAACGAAAGGCCACCCACCAUUUACUGUGGAGAUGAAAGGGAAAAUUUCAGUACAAUAUCUAACAGCUAAAGUACGCCAUGUUGCUGAAGGAGAAAAACUUAGAGAUCCUGAAGAACUAGUUUUAUAUAUUCGCCAUAAUGAGCUCUUAAAGGGCAUGAUAGACAAGAACCAGUUCGGGAAUCACGGGAUAAUACAUACAGUUCAUGAACUCUAUGGUGCAGAUACAGCUGGAAGAUUGCUCUCGAUUUUCAGCCGCUUGUUUACAUUGUUCUUGCAGUUUCAUGGAUUUACUUGUGGAAUAGAUGAUCUGUUACUAUCCCAAGAGUCAAAUAAUGAGAGGACGGAUUUUUUGUCGAAAAGUGAGGAACACAGUGAAGAAGCCCAUAAGAAAUUUCUGUGCAAGAAAGAUGUUGAUACAGAUCUAGUGGAAUUGCAAAUGAACAUCGAAAAGGUUGUUCGGAGAAUAGGAGAAUCUGCGAACGUUGCGUUGGAUAAAGCAAUGUUAAGCGAACUAAAUGGGUUAACAACUAAGGUCAAUAAGAACAUGUUUCCCUAUGGUCUACAAAAGCCCUUUCCUAAAAAUUGUCUCACUCUUAUGACUGCAACUGGAGCAAAAGGAGGCGAUGUUAAUAUGACACAAAUCUCGUCAUUGCUAGGCUCACAAGAUUUAGAAGGAGCGCGUGUUCCACGAAUGAUAUCUGGGAAGUCAUUACCUUGCUUUCCACCAUGGGAUAGUUCUUCAAGAGCUGGUGGUUACGUCAGUGACAGAUUUUUAACUGGUCUCCGUCCUCAAGAGUACUAUUUCCAUUGUAUGGCUGGCAGAAAUGGGUUGAUUGACACAGCAGUCAAAACAUCUCGUAGUGGAUAUCUUCAGCGUUGUCUUAUCAAAAGUCUCGAAUCAUUGUUCGUUUCAUAUGAUCACUCUGUGCGUAAUGUUGAUGGAUCAAUCAUACAAUUCUGCUAUGGAGAAGAUGGAGUUGAUGUCCAUAAAAGUAGCUUUCUCAAAAAGUUUAAAGAACUCGCUGAUAAUAGAAAAGCUGUGUCUGACAGGCUUGCGAGGUACAAGGGUGAGCUUGAUAUCUACAAUGGCGAUCCCCUGUCAUUCAAGUCCAAAUACAUUACUAAACUGCCUCAAGUGCUCACCAAAAGCGCAACAAAAUUUCAUAAAGAAAACAAGUGUUGCUGCCGCAAGCUUAAAAAGAAGUGUCGCUGCCGUUAUAACAUCAAGGAGGAGGAACUAAUGAAGUUACUGAAAGUCAAGUACGUGGCUAGCCUUGUAGAUCCUGGUGAAGCUGUUGGUGUGAUCCUUGCUCAAUCCUUAGGAGAACCUUCAACGCAGAUGACACUCAACACUUUCCAUCUUGCUGGAAGAGGGGACAUGAAUGUCACACUUGGGAUGCCUCGCAUACAGGAAAUCCUAAUGAAAGCAUCAGCUAACAUUGGCACGCCUUAUAUGAAGUGCCCUGUGCAUGAAGGCAAGAAGAGGAAGGAUGCUGCACGUCUGGCCGAAAAACUAAGGGGUGUUACGUUGGCUGAUGUUGUGGAAGGAAUUGAAGUAUGCACAGUUCCUUUUCACAACAGUAAUGGGCAUAUUUCGAGUCUCUAUAAGUUGCAUCUAAAACUAUUCUCACCAGACUGUUACCCUCCUGAGUCGGAACUUACAGUAGAUGAGUGUCAAGCAUCCUUGAGAACUGUGUUUGUUGAUGCAAUGGAAUAUGCAAUCGAAAAACACCUAAAUUUGCUACACAAAGUUAGUGGAAUCCAGGAAACAAGGGUAAAGGACACUGAGAAUUUACCAUCAGAAGGUCCUGAAGAAUCCGAGGGCAGACCUACCGACGGUGACGAGUCUGAUGCGAGUGAUGGCGACGAUGAAAAUGAGGAUGACUUGGGAGCUGAUGCAGAAAAGAGGAAACGACAAGAGAAUGAUGAGAUGGAGUAUGAGGAUGAUAUUGAAAGUGAAGAUGGCAUGAACAGUGACCCUGAUGAAGAGACAAAACAUGAACUUGAUAAUGAGGAUGAUCCAGCUGAGUCUGGUGUUGAAUCAGAAGAGAAUGACGAAGGACAUUUGUCAGAUUCCAGUAACAAGACUGCAAAAUUAGAAGGCGGGCUGGCAGCUACUAAACUCAAGAAAAAGAGAAAUGAAACGGUGGAAAACUUGAAGGAGCAGAAGCAGGCACAUAUAACCCAGAAACGCAGCAAAAAGUUAAAGCUGACUGUUCAUGUUGAAAGCGCAGAUUUGAAUUUUGAGGUUCACUACAUCUUGCACAAGGAACCACAUAUUUUACUAUCCCAGAUUGCCCAGAAGACAUUGAGGUCCCUAUUUGUCAGUGGAUCCCAUAACAAAAACAUAGGUCUAUGUAAUGUUAUUUGGCCAGAGAAGAAAAAGAAAGGUGAAACUGAAACCAAGCAAAAAGAGACAGAGAGGGAAGAAGCCUAUCGAGGGCUGCAAACGGCAGGACUGGACUUUGAGGUAUUCUGGGAUCUGCAGGACUUCUUGAACGUCUGCAAGCUUACAUCUAACGACAUACAUGCUAUGUUGAGGACAUACGGGGUGGAGGCUGCGAGGGCCACCAUCAUUAACGAGGUGAAGGCCGUAUUUGAGCCCUUUGGCAUCAAGGUAGACCCGAGGCACCUGAGCCUAGCGGCUGAUUACAUGACCUCGGGAGGCUCCUACCGACCGAUGAACAGCCUCGGGAUGGCCCGGUUCUGCACGUCGCCGUUUGGCAAGAUGAGCUUUGAGCAGGCCACGAGGUUCAUCACGGAGGCGGCCUACCAUGGGGAGGUGGACAACCUCACGGGCCCUUCGGCGACCGUGUCCCUGGGGAAACCGGCCAAGACCGGGACCGGUGCCUUCGGGCUGAUGCAGAAUAUCACCCUGGAGGAGCGGGCGGUGAUGUAAGAGUGCCCUACUCGGACCUUGCUUUGGCAUAGAUCACAAGAAUCUGUUGCUGCGUGUCCAGCCAUCACUCGUGUGUUUUGAAGGAAUUAGUCAUGUGAAUAACUUUUUUGUGCUUGCUAAGAGCAAAGCGAUGUGAUUCUCACCUGUUUGUAUCUACUAUACUACUCAUGUAGCUUAAGUUUCUGUCUAUUUGGUACGAUAGAUGCAUCCGUUGCAUUGCAGUUAGCUUAAUUUUCUUCCCACCUUUGGUCAUCGA
Messenger RNA from Triticum dicoccoides, 5278 nucleotides. Its product is annotated as DNA-directed RNA polymerase I subunit 1. Gene Ontology annotation, cellular component: RNA polymerase I complex. Gene Ontology annotation, molecular function: DNA binding. Gene Ontology annotation, biological process: DNA-templated transcription. Lineage: Eukaryota; Viridiplantae; Streptophyta; Magnoliopsida; Poales; Poaceae. The record is from RefSeq and is a predicted model, not a curated record. The transcript is spliced from 21 exons. Bases 55 to 5022 code for a protein of 1655 amino acids.